Salarias fasciatus (jewelled blenny) is the source of this 1441-nucleotide messenger RNA. It is a transcript of the gene drg1, whose product is annotated as developmentally regulated GTP binding protein 1. Gene Ontology annotation, molecular function: GTPase activity; GTP binding. NCBI's taxonomy places the organism in Eukaryota, Metazoa, Chordata, Actinopteri, Blenniiformes, Blenniidae. The transcript has 9 exons. The coding region runs from base 133 to 1233 and encodes 366 amino acids. The record is from RefSeq and is a predicted model, not a curated record.
AGCAAGCCGGCGCACAGCCGCAGAAGUGUAGCGUGCAUGCUAACGCAGCACCCAACUUUUCCCAACUUUCAUUAGAAAUCUCCCCACUUCCUCUCCUUGUAACGUGAAUCGUCCCCUGGAAGCGCCGCCAACAUGAGCAUACUCGCCAAAAUAGCAGAGAUCGAAAAUGAGAUGGCCAGGACGCAGAGGAACAAGGCCACAGCUCACCACUUGGGUCUGCUCAAAGCACGUCUGGCCAAACUGAGGAGGGAACUGAUCACACCUAAAGGAGGCAGUGGUGGUGGAACAGGAGAAGGUUUUGAUGUGGCAAAAACUGGUGAUGCUCGCAUCGGCUUCGUGGGUUUUCCUUCAGUGGGAAAAUCUACGCUGCUCAGCAACCUUGCGGGUGUAUAUUCUGAGGUUGCUGCCUAUGAGUUCACCACCCUUACCACAGUUCCUGGAGUCAUUCGUUAUAAAGGCGCCAAAAUUCAGCUCCUGGAUCUACCAGGAAUCAUUGAGGGGGCCAAGGAUGGCAAAGGCAGAGGAAGACAAGUCAUCGCAGUGGCCCGGACCUGCAAUCUCAUCCUGAUAGUGCUCGAUGUGUUGAAGCCUCUCGGCCACAAGAAGCUAAUAGAGCACGAGCUGGAGGGCUUCGGCAUCCGGCUCAACAAGCAGCCGCCCAACAUUGGUUUCAAGAAGAAGGACAAAGGAGGCAUCAAUUUUACCGCGACAUGCGCACAAAGCGAGCUCGACGCCGACACGGUGAAGAGCAUCCUGGCUGAGUACAAGAUCCACAACGCCGACAUCACUCUGCGCAGCGACUCCACGGCGGAUGACCUCAUUGACGUGGUGGAGGGAAAUCGGGUCUACAUCCCGUGCAUCUAUGUGCUCAACAAGAUCGACCAGAUCUCCAUCGAGGAGCUGGACAUCAUCUACAAGGUGCCGCACUGCGUGCCCAUCUCCGCCCACCACCGCUGGAACUUCGACGACCUGCUGGAGAAGAUGUGGGACUACCUGAAACUCGUGCGCAUCUACACCAAACCCAAAGGCCAGCUCCCCGACUACACGUCUCCCGUCGUGCUGCCCGACGAGCGAACUUCAGUGGAGGACUUCUGCCUGAAAAUUCACAAAAACCUAAUCAAAGAGUUCAAGUAUGCACUUGUGUGGGGCUCGUCUGUGAAACAUAAUCCACAAAAGGUGGGCAAAGAUCACGUGUUGGAGGAUGAAGAUGUUAUCCAGCUGGUGAAAAAAUAAAUUGAAAAAAACGAGGCGAUCAUUUCCCUGCAUGGCCUGUGUAUCACAAAGUGUUCUGUACAGUCGAAAAUCUCCAAACAGAGCCCCUUUGUCAUGUGGUUUCAAGUUUUUUGGCUUUAAUUUAACACCAUGAAUAGUUCAUAUUGAAUGCUGGGUAAGGCUUGCAAUAAAAUCUGAAUAUAAACUGUACAAUAAAUACAUAAUAAAC